Molecule: messenger RNA, 933 nt
Organism: Ilyonectria robusta
Lineage: Eukaryota; Fungi; Ascomycota; Sordariomycetes; Hypocreales; Nectriaceae
Exons: 2
Coding region: 203-535 (110 amino acids)
Source: RefSeq, a predicted model, not a curated record
CGGCACCUUUCUUCCCUGCAUCUUGCUCGGACAGACCUCGGACCGCAUGCGUGACCCCACCAUGCAGACUGCCGACAACUUCAACAGCGAUUGUAUGAUCUUCUGCGGUAUCCAGUGUGUCACCGGCUGCGGUUGGAUGUAAGUGCCGACUACCUUGGCUUUCCAAGGUGGACCUCGUCUGACUUGUUACAAUAGCUACGCCAUGAUGAAGCGUGGAGAGAUCCGUGAGCGAUACGGUAUCAAGGGCAGCGGCAUGGGAGACUGCUGCGCCAGCUACUGGUGCGGCUGCUGUGCUCUCAUCCAGCAGGACAAAGAGGUCAAGGCUCGCGUCGCCGCGGGUCCCAUCACUCAGGGAUACCAGGGCCAGAAGGAGGGCAUGCACAUGCCUCCCGCUCAGCAGCAGCAGCAGAUGCCUCCCCAGCAGAUGUCUCCCCAGCCUAUGUCUCCCCAGCCUACCUACCACCAGGCUCCCGAGGGAUCAUUCCCCCCGCAGCAGCCCGUCUACGACCCUAACCAGCCCCAGGCCAAGUACUAAGUGACCGAGUAUGAAGCUGAGGUGAAGGGCGAAUGCAGACGAAUUGUGGCGAUAACACAACACGAGACAUCGCAUGGAAAGAAAAGGCAGGCCGGUGGAAACACGCGGUACGGGAAUUGACGCGCUGGAUGGGUACGCAUUCUGGAUUAUACCCCCAUUGACUUGAUAUUGUCAUGUUUCUUUUGUUCAUUUCUAUUUUAUUUUACUCUGCCUGGGCUGGUUUGCAAUGCGCCUGUCUGUAUGGGUGUAUGAAUGCUGGUCCUUCGAUAAUUUCGGGGACCAUCCCCAAGGAGUGGAGAAAUCGGUGACCUGAAAAAGAGAAGCAAUAAAGAAAUUGGUGUCGGAUUGAGAUCGCUCCGAAAGAAUAAAUCUAUGCAUAAUCAUCACACUCAUUACCC